Messenger RNA from Juglans regia (Persian walnut), 1076 nucleotides. Its product is annotated as F-box protein SNE-like. Gene Ontology annotation, cellular component: SCF ubiquitin ligase complex. The transcript has a single exon. Bases 359 to 859 code for a protein of 166 amino acids. The record is from RefSeq and is a predicted model, not a curated record. Gene Ontology annotation, molecular function: protein binding. Gene Ontology annotation, biological process: regulation of gibberellic acid mediated signaling pathway; gibberellic acid mediated signaling pathway. Lineage: Eukaryota; Viridiplantae; Streptophyta; Magnoliopsida; Fagales; Juglandaceae.
AAAACAAACAAAUUCACUUCACUCGAAAACAAUAUUUAAAAACAACACUGAAAAGCAUAUUCAUAUAGCAGUAGUAGUACUGGUUCCAGUUAUUUGCCUUGGACCUUUUCCUUUGGCCCCUUCUCUCCCCCCGAUACUCUCUCUCUCUCUCUCUCUCUCUCCAACACCCCCGUCACCCACAAAAUCUAUAGUACUGGAUCAUUACAGAGAAAAACUAAAAAGAAAGAAAGAAAAAAACUCUUUCCCUCUCAGACUUCAGUACUCCAACAGAAAGUGCAAUAAUAUCAUUACCCUCCCUCACAAGGUUCAUACAGACUCUCUCUCUCUGAACUUCAAUCCAAUCUAGCAAGCUCACCCAAUGUUAACGGUGGGGCACCGCCCCCUACCGUCACCACCUCACGAAGCCAUGCAGCAAAAGAAAGCAGAACACAAGACAGAUCAUCAGAAAAAACCCAAGUUCUUCAUCAACGAUCACGUAGACAUCCUAAUAGAGAUCCUCAAGCACCUCGACGGACCUUCCCUCUGCGUCGCCUCCUGCGUCUGCCGCCUCUGGUGCACCAUUGCCCGCAACGACUCCCUCUGGGAGCACCUCUGCUUUCGCCACGUUUCCUCUCCUCCCCAAUCCUCCGUACGACCCGUCGUCGUGGCUCUCGGAGGCUACAAGCGGCUAUACAUGGUCUGCGUCCGGCCGGUCCUGAGCCGACUCGGCCACUCGGACAGGGUCAGGCGGCGUACUGUCUGGACACGCGACGUGGUGCAGCUCUCCCUCUCUUUAUUUUGCGUCGAUUACUACGAGAGGAGACUGGGGGAUGCCACCGCUUCGUCGCUCAUGUUCCUCUGUAAGCCCGUGAACGUCUGAUUUCGGUCUUUUCUCUGACGGAAGGAAUGAUGGCCCUUCCUCUUUCUUAAUUCGGUACUAUUAGCGGUCUAUCAAUCCAAGAAGAUAUUAUAAUAAUUAUUUCUAUUACCAUUUUUAAUUCGUUACAUUCGUUAUUGUAUUGCUUUUAUUUUUAUCAUCCAUUUUUUUUGUUGCAAGUUUUUUCCGAAAAAUAAUUUAUAUUGAGAUGUAUGUAAUA